AUGCGUACUUUCUUCUUGACCUUCCUUGCUUUCGCCACUAUUCUCUUUGUGACUGCUUCUGUGGUCCCACCGUUGAAGGCUAUCGUGCACGUCGCGUUGUGUGAUCCAACGUGUCCGACGAAUGGAUGUUCCGCGUGUUGCGAGCAACAUGGAUACCAAUUGGGCGGUCUUUGUGUUAAUGUGACUUCCACUACCACAUGGUGCUAUUGUAAU
Molecule: messenger RNA, 213 nt
Organism: Mesorhabditis belari
Lineage: Eukaryota; Metazoa; Nematoda; Chromadorea; Rhabditida; Rhabditidae
Source: the annotation of a GenBank genome assembly